This is a messenger RNA of Mya arenaria, 1087 nucleotides long. RefSeq names its product bifunctional protein GlmU-like. NCBI's taxonomy places the organism in Eukaryota, Metazoa, Mollusca, Bivalvia, Myida, Myidae. The transcript has 4 exons. The record is from RefSeq and is a predicted model, not a curated record. Bases 208 to 645 code for a protein of 145 amino acids.
UUUCAUAAUGCUGAUUUUAUCUGUAUACACUUUAAACUCUGUUGAACAUUAAUUAUUUUCUACUAGGGCAUGGUGUCGUUUUUCAAUGAUAUACAUGUGGAACCAAAACCAAAGCACACACCACUUCUAAAUCGACUUUAACAGUUUAACUGGCACUUCAGAAUUUCCAUCAAUAUCACGGAGUCGCCUUGAAGAAGAAAAACGCAAAUGGACGAGAAAGGCAGCGACAGAACAUCGAGCUCGUGCUCUUUACUGAAAACGUAUGCUCUCCGUCUAAAACCUGGCGACGAAAUAACUUCUUCCAUGCAGUCGUUUAUUGAGGCAAACCAACUAGAAGCAGCUUUUGUGCUCACGUGCGUUGGUAGCGUUACUGAGAUGACUCUACGCAUGGCCGACAGCGUCACGAUAAAGCGUUACAAUGGACCAUUUGAGAUCGUCUCUCUCGUCGGCACAGUGUCUGCAGGCGGUCAUCUGCAUGGGAGCUUCAGCGACAAGGAGGGCGUGGUCAUUGGAGGUCACGUGGUGGGCGGGAUGAAGGUCUACACGACGGCGGAAGUUGUCAUUGGGGAGUGUUCUGGGUACACUUUUACAAGGGAGCCAUGUGGCAUGUCCGGUUACAAUGAACUGGUUGUGAAUAAAAAGUAAUGUUUAAAUUGUAUCGAAAUUUUGGGGACUCCAACAUGACUACGGAUACUAGUUAACUACUCGAUCAUGAACAAAUAUUUAUAAAGCGCCGUUACUAGUUAUCGGUCAGUAGCGACGCCUCCCUUUUUCAAGAGUACGCUGAAACAAGCGCUUUAAUGCACGGAAACAUGUGUAUUGUCACUAAUUUUACAUACGCAUGGAACCAAUGUGUGCGGUUAAAGAAUGUAAAAUAUUUAAUAAUACGGCUUUAAUCUUUUUUCAUGAUUGAUCCGUGUUCUGUGGUAUCUUUUAGUCGAAUAAAAGUCAAAUAAAUUCACAUCCGCAUCCGUCAGAAGUUGUUCAGUUUAGCAGUUCUUAUUAUUUGUAGCAUGUAAUUUAUAUGUAUGAUGUAGAGCCUAGAGGAUAAUUGUGUAUUUCAUUGUGAGAUCGCUGUAUAUUUCAC